AUGAAGCACGUCCCUACAGUCAUUUUCUUCCUCUCCACUCUCCUCAUCGCCGUGUCCGUCGAGCCUCCUCCGCCGCCGCUUUUUCCCGAUGAAGCUUUGCCCACUAGAUCCGGCUACCUUCCGGUUAAACCCGCCCCAGGCUCCUCCAUGUUCUAUGCCUUCUACGAAGCCCAGAAGCCAACCACUCCUCUUGCCGACACUCCACUCCUCAUUUGGCUCCAAGGUGGGCCAGGCUGCUCUUCCAUGAUUGGCAACUUCUACGAGCUCGGCCCUUGGCGAGUGGUUUCACGCGCCACCGAACUCGAGCGCAACCCCGGUGCCUGGAACCGCCUCUUCGGGCUACUCUUUGUGGAUAACCCCAUAGGAGCCGGAUUUAGCAUCGCCGCUUCAGAACAAGACAUACCAAGAAAUCAGAGACAAGUGGCAGAGCACAUGUACGCAGCGCUGGAGGAGUUCAUUGAGCAGAACCCAGGUUUUGAGCACCGACCGGUCUACUUCACUGGCGAGAGCUACGCCGGGAAGUAUGUUCCGGCCAUUGGAUACUAUAUCCUAAAAGAGAAACCCAAUGGGAAGGUGAAUCUAAAGGGCCUGGCCAUUGGAAACGGGCUUACCGACCCGGUGAUCCAAAUCCGGACCCAUGCGGUCAACGUUUAUUACUCGGGUCUGGUCAACGCAAAACAGAGAGAGGAGCUGGAGAAAGCUCAAGAGAUGUGCGUGGCUCUCGUAAAGUCCCAGAAAUGGCGUGAAGCAACAGACGCAAGAACUGACCUGUUGACGCUACUGGCCAAUAUGACUGGACUCGCGACGCUCUACAACACGGCACGGACGAUUCCGUACAGGACGGACCUCGUGGUGGAGCUUCUGAACCAGAGAGAGGCGAAACAGGUUCUUGGAGUGAGCGAAACGAUGCGUUUUGAGGAUUGCAGUGAUGAAGUGGACGAUGUUCUAUGGGAGGACGUGAUGAAGAGCGUGAAGUUCAUGGUGGAGUAUGUGGUGGAAAGAACCAAGGUGUUGCUGUACCAAGGUAUGCUGGAUCUCAGAGACGGCGUCGUUUCUACGGAGGAGUGGAUGAAGACUAUGAAUUGGUCGGGGAUUGAGAUGUUCUUGACGGCAGAGAGGCGGGUUUGGAAGGACGGCGACGGCGAUGUCGCCGGGUAUGUCCAGAGGUGGAGGAAUUUAACCCACGUGGCGGUUGCGGAAGCUGGGCAUUUUGUUCCGACAGACAAAGCUGUUAAUUCAAGGGAUAUGAUCGAAGGAUGGGUUUUGGAAGAAGACCUGUUCGGUGAUGGAAAUGUAAAGCAGACAGUUUCGUUAAGCUUAAGAGAAUCUUCGUCAGAUAGAUUCCAGAACUUAGUAGAAGAUCAAUAA
This is a messenger RNA of Thlaspi arvense, 1368 nucleotides long. NCBI's taxonomy places the organism in Eukaryota, Viridiplantae, Streptophyta, Magnoliopsida, Brassicales, Brassicaceae. The record is from the annotation of a GenBank genome assembly.